Molecule: messenger RNA, 807 nt
Organism: Aspergillus nomiae NRRL 13137
Lineage: Eukaryota; Fungi; Ascomycota; Eurotiomycetes; Eurotiales; Aspergillaceae
Exons: 3
Coding region: 1-807 (268 amino acids)
Source: RefSeq, a predicted model, not a curated record
AUGUCUUCUUGCGAGUCAUCGCAUCACAAGGAGCUACGGGAUGCGCUCCGUGCAAUUAAGAAAGAUGUUGAGGGCCUUGAAACAUAUCAACUCGAUUACAGUCAAUUGAAGACUCACCAAAUCUACGCCUCACCCAUGGAUCUGGACGAAAGCUCCAGCGUCAAGCCCAGAUUUUUCAGGCCAUGUGAUGCUUCUUUGUUGAUCCAUCCUGAUGCUACAUACGACCAGACAUGGUCAGCAUAUAGUGAAUUUGAUUCAAUCGACCCAAGUUUCAGACGCCCUAUCAACUGUGCGCGCUGGGUGAUGAGUUAUUUCUCUUCUUAUAUCGUUGCUAGUGCUAUCUGUAGCAAAGACUUCAUCCUCGACGAGUUAUGGUCCGGUGUCAGUACUAGCGAUGAGCCUUGGAGAGGCUUAUGGGAAGAUGAGUAUCCUGAGUAUGGGACCAUCAAAGCCCAUCAGGUCAAGGAUCGUUCAUCCCCGCACAUGAAAGCCAUGCUCUAUAACAAUCUGGAUGGCAAGGAUGGCGAGCUUCUGCGAGGAGAGAUCUUGGUUGCUCUUCGAUUGGUUCAUACGCAAAUGAGACGACGUUGCUUUUUCGAACAUAUGACUACCCCGGUUCUUCUUUUCUCCUUCAUGGGGCCCCAACAUGCUCGGGUCAUUGAAGCAUAUUUCAGUGGCAUCUCGUUUGUUAUGCGAACAACUCCGCUGUUUGAUCUCCGUAAGAAGGACGAGGCCUUAGUUAAAACCUUUGGGCAGUGGUACCUUGGAGAGCCGACGGGAAAUACGAAACAGCUUUUGAAGCUGUGA